Merops nubicus (carmine bee-eater) is the source of this 1167-nucleotide messenger RNA. RefSeq names its product serine palmitoyltransferase 2. Gene Ontology annotation, molecular function: pyridoxal phosphate binding; serine C-palmitoyltransferase activity. Lineage: Eukaryota; Metazoa; Chordata; Aves; Coraciiformes; Meropidae. The transcript is spliced from 8 exons. Gene Ontology annotation, biological process: sphingosine biosynthetic process; ceramide biosynthetic process. The annotation marks the transcript as partial. The record is from RefSeq and is a predicted model, not a curated record. Gene Ontology annotation, cellular component: serine palmitoyltransferase complex.
AUCAUAUUGUGCACAAUGGAGGGUUAUAUAAAAGGCCUUUCAAUGAAGCUUUUGAAGAAACACCAAUGCUGGUUGCUGUGUUGACCUACGUAGGCUAUGGUGUUCUCACCCUCUUUGGAUAUCUGCGAGAUUUCAUGCGGCAGUGGAAGAUUGAGAAAUGCCAAAAUGCAACAGAAAGAGAAGAACAAAAGGACUUUGUCCCCUUGUACCAGGACUUUGAAAAUUUCUACAACAGAAACCUCUACAUGCGCAUUCGGGACAGCUGGAACCGUCCAAUCUGCAGUGUGCCAGGGGCCAAAGUGGACAUGAUGGAGAGAGUUUCCCAUGAUUAUAACUGGACGUUUACGUACACAGGGAGAGUGAUAAAGGACAUUAUUAAUAUGGGUUCCUACAACUACCUUGGAUUUGCACAGAAGGCUGGGACUUGCCAAGAAGCAGCAGCUAAAGUUCUGUCCCAGUAUGGAGCUGGGGUAUGCAGCACUAGGCAGGAAAUGGGAAACUUGGACAAACAUGAGGAGCUGGAAGAGCUAGUUGCCAGGUUCCUAGGUGUGGAGUCUGCAAUGGCGUAUGGAAUGGGGUUUGCAACCAACUCUAUGAACAUUCAUGCUUUAGUUGGCAAGGGCUGUCUGAUUUUGAGUGAUGAACUGAAUCAUGCAUCACUAGUGCUCGGAGCAAGACUGUCAGGAGCAACUAUUCGAAUCUUUAAGCACAACAAUAUGCAAAGCCUGGAGAAGCUGCUCAAAGAUGCUAUUGUGCAUGGGCAACCUCGUACACGGAGGCCCUGGAAAAAAAUUCUUAUCUUGGUGGAAGGAAUAUACAGUAUGGAGGGAUCCAUAGUCCGUUUGCCUGAAGUGAUUGCCCUUAAGAAGAAGUACAAGUCCUAUCUGUACCUUGAUGAGGCUCAUAGUAUAGGUGCCCUGGGUCCCAGUGGCCGGGGUGUAGUGGAAUAUUUUGGACUCAGUCCUGAAGAUGUGGAUAUCAUGAUGGGAACAUUCACCAAAAGCUUUGGAGCUGCUGGAGGAUACAUUGGGGGCAAGAAGGAACUGAUUGAUUACCUCAGGACAUACUCUCACAGUGCUGUGUAUGCAACGUCACUGUCGCCUCCUGUUGUGGAGCAAAUCAUCACCUCCAUGAAGUGCAUUAUGGGUGAAGAUGGUACAAAUGUUG